Molecule: messenger RNA, 2459 nt
Organism: Vespa velutina
Lineage: Eukaryota; Metazoa; Arthropoda; Insecta; Hymenoptera; Vespidae
Product: electron transfer flavoprotein beta subunit lysine methyltransferase-like
Exons: 4
Coding region: 407-1459 (350 amino acids)
Biological process (GO): peptidyl-lysine trimethylation
Cellular component (GO): mitochondrial matrix
Molecular function (GO): protein-lysine N-methyltransferase activity
Source: RefSeq, a predicted model, not a curated record
UCAAUAUGAAUUGUACCAUAUAAUAGAAAAAAAUAUAAUCAUAUCGAUAAUCCAUAGACGUUCGUUACAUUAUAGAGCGAAGUCACGUAAGAAGAUGACGUAAACGUGAAAGCGAUUCGCUGUAAAGAUGUAGGUCAUGCGUUUUCUGCGUAGAAGAAUCGACCAAUCCGAAGGCACGAGAAUCAAUCCCCAAAAAGAAGAAGAAAAAAAAAAAACAUCGUCGUAGCUCGAUGGUUGUUCCUCCCGCGCCGAUUCAAGCGCACGUAAGUGUGUAUUUACCCGUCUUUUGACGUAUUUUCAAUGUUCAAUUUUCAAUAUCGUAUCUGAAGAGAGACUGGGCCCUUUCUCCUCAUUCAGGUGGAUCCGUGGAAUAAGGUUCGUCAAUGAGAACGCAAGAGAGAUCCGAAUGUCCUGGACCCAGAUUCAAAGAAUGGGAAGAGGCGUAAUGACAUCGUGUACUUUGAUUAAACGCUCGAUGUCGAGAAAAUUACCUGCAAGUCUUCUAAUCGAAACUAUUAGGAAUAGGAAUUGGGAAAAUCUCGAUCGAGAUAUCGCUGAACGAGCCAAAAUCGUAGACACUAUUUUAAAAUACACGGAAAUCACUAACGAUCACAUGACACCUGAUUUAAAGCUUUUUCUUCUAACACCAAGAUGUUCUCUCUAUCACGAUCCAUUUGAUAGAGUAAAAAAGGAAUUCGACCAAGUGGAAAAACAAACUUUUACGAAUCCAUUUUGGUCUAUAUACUGGCCGGGUGGACAGGGCCUAGUUAAGUUCAUAUUCCAAGAACAAAGAAAUAUAUUCAUACGUUCUAAGGAUAUUAACGUUUUGGAUCUUGGAAGUGGUUGCGGUGCUACGGCUAUAGCAACGAAACUCCUUGGUAUUCGUAAUGUUGUGGCAAAUGACAUUGAUAAAGAUUUCGUCUACAUUCGAAAGAUUCUUGGAUCGACCGGUUGCGCACCACAUUAUUGGGCUUUCCCCCAUUUAACGAGAGGCCAGAAGACGGAGUCUCGUGCGUCAGUGAAAGCGUCAGCUGGUCCAUUCCCGGUAUUGCGAAUCUUUAUGCAUACCAAACUCGAAAUAACUGCAUUUUCUACCUCUUACACGCUGAAUUGUUAUUUACUUGCCUGUAUAGCCACCCUCAUGAAUGCUACAUUAAACGACGUGGAUGUUCAAGUAUCGUGGAAAAAUCUAUUGAAUGAACCACUUAAAGAGACAUACGACGUUAUUUUUAUCGGAGAUCUACUUUACGAAGAAGAAUUGGCCGAAACUUUAAUUCCGUGGUUAUUGGAUGCAUCCAAGAAAGGAACACGAAUAUUUCUUGGCGAUCCUGGAAGGCACGGCCUUACAAGUAACUUAAAGAAAUAUCUUAAACUUUUAUGCCGAUAUAAAUUGCCGGAAAACACACGGAAGGAAAAUAAUGGUUAUCAUGAAGUUUGCGUGUGGCAAUUCGUUAACUAGUUCCUUAAAUAGUAAAUAAUUACAUAAGAGUAUGUUUAACUUUAAACUUACCUGUUUUGCAAGAAAAGAUUCCAAACUUCCAUGCUGAGCUAUCGAUCCUGUGCGAAGAGAAGUAAUGUUCGAUAGUUUUAUUCUGCACUCGUAUCUCGAUCGAUCUGAAAAUAUAUGUAACAAAAGUGUGUGCAUAUAAUUUCUAUUAUAUCUUACUAAAAAAAAAAAGAAAAAAAAAGAAAAAAAAAUGAAUCUGCUUACUGUUGUAUAUUUUCGUUCCAUUUUUGCAAGCACACGGUCGUUGUUCCUCUUCGUGAUAAGGACAUUGUAUUAUGCAAUGUUCACCUCUGCAUUCUACAAAUAAAUCGUUUUAUCGAAGUUAGAUGUGUAUCCAUGGGAAACAUGUUUAAAAAAAGAUAUUAAUUUACCUGUAUUCAUAGUUUCAAGAAGUUGAAUUUCACAAUUUCGUCCAACGUAGCCGGAAAGGCAAUCACAGUGUACCGCUUUCGCCCCGAGAUGUCUAUAACGUAUAUACAAGUCCUUUAAUAUGUACAAAGAUGAUUUGCAUUUUUAUAUGUAUAUACGUGUAAUAUAUACAUAUAUAUAAUAUUAUAUAUAUAUAUAUAUUUUUUUUCUUUUUUAUUCAUACUUGCAAUUGCCACCAUUUUGACAAAUAGAGUUUUGUUGCUCGUCAAAACAAAGCGGUCCUUCGUCACAUUUUUCUCCAUUAAAGCCAGAAAAACAUUCGCAUGUAAAAGUUCUGUGAUUGGAAAAACAACGACAAUGAAAUACAUAUAUAAAAUAUGUCAAUUUAUUUUGAAAAAUAUUGAAAAUAAGAUUAAGUGAACGUACGUAUAAUCUGCAGAUAAAAGACAAUUUCCAGUGAAAGAACAUUCACUAACGGAACAAGCAUUUGGAUUUGGUUCUUCCUCGGUCAUUUGGUAUGUGACGUUAAAACCAUAUACGUCCAGAAGAUCGUCCAAAACACGCACAUGGUUUCCUUCGAGUC